Lichtheimia ornata is the source of this 1320-nucleotide messenger RNA. RefSeq lists its product as uncharacterized. Gene Ontology annotation, molecular function: ATP binding; protein serine/threonine kinase activity. Gene Ontology annotation, cellular component: cytoplasm. Lineage: Eukaryota; Fungi; Mucoromycota; Mucoromycetes; Mucorales; Lichtheimiaceae. The record is from RefSeq and is a predicted model, not a curated record. Gene Ontology annotation, biological process: intracellular signal transduction; protein phosphorylation; regulation of MAPK cascade. Bases 1 to 1320 code for a protein of 439 amino acids. The transcript has 7 exons.
AUGCAUACCGCUGUUAUUACUGAUAAACGGAGUCUGCACAAAGCCGGCUUAUCCAAAUCAAGUACCAUGCAAAAGUCCAAAUCCGAACCCAACUGCGCCAGUACUGCUGCCUCUUCUUUUCACACACUUGCAGCUCACCCAAAACGCAAAUCGACUGGUAAUCUCAAACGAGUGCCGUCAUUCUGCCAGAGCAGUACUACGACCAACGGCGGAGCCAACAAGGAUGUAUGGCGUUCACCUGGAUGUUAUGAGAUUCCUGAUAUUCUCGGCCAUGCCUAUCUAAAGCCUUCACCCGCUGUAGCCUUUCAUUUGCGACCACGAGAUCCAUCAAAGCAAGUAUCCAAGCGCCCUUGGUACCCACCUAGCCCACAUUACCAGAUUCCAGACUUGCCACCCCUAGCUCGGGCAGAGAACAAGUUUGAAUCCAAAAUGCGCAAGAUCCUUGCCAAGACCAGAGUCCACACCAAUGAUCCUCGUACCCGUUACACUGAUUUCAAGGAGAUUGGCACUGGCGUGAAUGGUGCCGUGGUGCGUGCCGCUUAUCGUGGUGGUAACAAGAAGAGUUACACCCAAUUGGCUAUUAAGCGCUGCAAGCUUGAUCCCGAUCGUGAAUAUCGUGCAGCCAUUUUGCGUGAAUUAAGAAUCAUGGCGAGUGGACAUAAGAAUCUGAUCAAGUUGCGUGAAGUCACCUUGUGUCGCGAUGAUGUUUGGAUUGCCAUGGAUUUAAUGCGUUGCUCAGUGUUUGCUGUUCUUUGUCAACGUGGCAUCCCUGAGGACUUUUCGAUCCACAUUGCUUGUGAAACACUAAAGGCACUCAUGUACUUGCAUUCAAAGGGCUUCCUUCAUCGUGACGUCAAGUGCGAGAAUUUAUUACUUGGCUGGAAUGGUGAAGUGAAAUUGGCUGAUUUUGGAUUGUCUGCUCGUAUCGCUGCCGGCAACAGAGAUCGAUUGGGAACAACCAAAUGGAUGGCUCCUGAAGUCAUCCGUGAAGAAUACUAUGACGAAAAGAUUGAUUUAUGGUCCUUGGGUAUCACCAUCAUUGAAAUGAUGGAUCGUGUUCCACCCCAUUACUUGAUCAAGGAUGAGGAAGAAUUGUUCGAUAUCAUCGCUACUGAGCCCAGCCCCACUUUCACCUACAGCUAUCCAUCCAUGUACAUGCGUGGCCUUGUCGCCUGGUUGCUUGAUGAGGAUGCACACAGCAGACCCAGUGCAAAGGAUGUGCUUUUGGAAAUUGAUGCCCAUGUCAAGAGCAACUUGUUGCAAUGCGCAUCAUCCGCUGAGCUCGUGCGUUUCCUCAACCACGUUUUGCCUGCUCACUAA